Messenger RNA from Helianthus annuus (common sunflower), 4290 nucleotides. RefSeq lists its product as uncharacterized. The coding region runs from base 1 to 4290 and encodes 1429 amino acids. The transcript has 4 exons. The record is from RefSeq and is a predicted model, not a curated record. NCBI's taxonomy places the organism in Eukaryota, Viridiplantae, Streptophyta, Magnoliopsida, Asterales, Asteraceae.
AUGGAGAGAGUUGAUGAAUCUAAUUUGGCUGAUCGUUCCAAGUUGAAUGAAAAUGAAAGGGAUGUCCAUGAUCGUGGGAAACCUCUUAUCUUGAACAAGGGGUUUACGAAUAGGGUUUUCAAGAUUGAUGGUAAUACUCGGCUGCCGCGUAGGGGAAUUGUUCAGAAUAUACAAUCGGAACCGAAGAAAAUCAAUGUCAUUGAUGAACUAAUUAAGAUUACGGAGCCGGUGCUGGAUGCUAAUCUGGGGCAGGGAAUGUCGGCUACCGAUGAAACUGGGAACAAGGGUGCGGAUGUGACUAAACCUAGAUCUUACGCGGAUUCGGUGAAAAAUCAGAAUGUUCAACAGGUGAAUUUCAGGUCUCUUGCUUGUUCGGUGCAACAUGAGGAUUGUGACAUCGUUCUUCCUGUGGAAUCUGUUCGGGUAGUACAGGAUAAGUUAGCGAACACCUUGUAUGGAUACUUUUUGGGAGACCGUAUUGCGUACCCUGUGGUUGAUUAUUUUGUCAAGAUUAACUGGAAAAAGUUUGGUCUGCAGAAGUCAAUGAUGAACGCAAAUGGCUUUUUCUUUUUUAAGUUCGAAGACCAGAAAGGGAUGUUGGAUGCUUUAGCUGCUGGUCCGUGGAUUAUUAGAUCGCAACCGUUUUUCCUUCAAGAAUGGACACCUACUACAAAGUUAGAGAAAAAGGAGGUUAAGAAAGUUCAAGUUUGGGUUAAAGUUCAUGAAGUUCCGAUUGCGGCAUAUACGGAAGACGGCCUUAGUAUGAUUGCGACUGCCAUAGGUGAGCCGAAAAUGCUUGACUCGUAUACUACGUCUAUGUGUGUAGAUAAUUGGGUUCGUACUAGUUUUGCACGUGCCCUCAUUGAGGUGACAGCGGAAAAAGAGCUUAAAGAAAAAAUAACUAUGGCUAUCCCCAACCUGAGUGGUGAUGGAUUUAUGAAGGAAACGAUGUACGUUGAAUACGAAUGGAAUCCUUUAAGAUGCUCGUCAUGUUGUGUCUUUGGUCACUCCAAUGAAUCUUGUCCUAAGAAUCCGAAACCUGCUAUUCAGAAAGGUGGUAAGUUGCAAGCUAAUCAAGGUAGACCGCAGACAAAGUCUACUCCUAGAGUUGAUGAUGAUGGUUAUAUGGGAGUGCAUAACAAGAAAGUGGCCAGGAAAACGGGUAUAAACAUCCCUAAACCGAAACCAAAGUUUGAGUAUAGACCGAUCUCUAAUAGUCGUAAAGCUGAUUUGAAACUUAAGUCAGUCUCCCCGAUUUUUCAAUCCUCAAACCCUUUUGAUGUGUUAAAUUCGGUUGAAGCGGAUGAAGGGCAAAGUAGUAAACAACAUAAUGGGGAUGGAUUUGACGACUCUGAUGAUGAGGAGGUGAUAGAAAUAUAUAACGAGACGAAUGAUUUUCUGGUGGGGGAAUCCUCAAAACCGAGCGACAUUAAAGGGGCAAGCACUCCUUCUCCAAUGGUUACUGAUGUUUUUCGUAAUUGGGAGUGGACAUCUAACGGUGGCCAUUGUGACAAAGGAACUCGUAUCAUUAUUGGAUGGGACCCGGAUGUAUUUGAUAUAAUAGUUUUAGCUCAAACGUCUCAAGUGAUACAUGUUCAAAUGAUGAUUAAAAGCGAUAAAAAGGUUAUCUUCUGUUCGAUUGUUUAUGCAUCUAAUUUCUAUAUUACUAGGAGAGAAUUGUGGAGCCACUUGGCUAGACAUAAAAUUCUGGUAGAUAAUAAUCCUUGGGUUUUAAUGGGGGAUUUUAACUCCGCUUUGAAUUUGGAAGAUAAAUCGAUGGGAUCCUCUGGUAUAUCUACUAGUAUGCAGGAGUUUCAAGAAUGUGUUAAUCAUCUUCAAGUGGCGGAUAUUAAAAGCAUAGGGUUCCACUUCACGUGGACUCAAAAGCCGAAGAAAGGAGUUGGCUUAUUAAAGAAGAUUGAUAGGGCUAUGAGUAACAUUCAAUUUGUUAGUGAUUACCCGGAAGCGGUUGCGAUGUUUCAACCAUAUCGAGUCUCUGACCAUUGCCCGUGCAUUCUUAGAAUUAACAAGACGAAUAAUUGGGACCUGACCAUUUCGGGAGUGCACCAAUUUCGGCUGGUUAAAAAGCUUCGAGCUCUAAAGUCUCCUCUUAGAUCUCUUUUAUUUAAGCAGGGUAAUCUUCAUAAAAAGGUAGAAGAGUUACGUGGGAAAUUGGAUGCUAUUCAAAGGGAUGUAGAGAGAGAUCCCUUCAAUGAAAAUGCUAGACGUGAAGAAGUCACGGCUACUCGUGCUUUCCAAGAAGCGUGUCUGGAUGAGGAGCGAUUUCUAAAGCAAAAAUCUAAAGUGGCUUGGUUACGAGCGGGGGAUGCUAACUCUAAAUUUUUUCAUUUGUCGCUGAAAUCUCGAAACCAUCGAACUCGUAUUGAAGGUAUUACUGAUAUAAACGGGAUUUUUUGUGAUGGCCAGGCCGUUCCUGAAGCUUUUGUCAACUAUUAUGAGACGUUUUUAGGGAGUGAAGGGGAUAUCUCUUCGGUUCUUUCGCCGGAGAUGUUUCAAAAUCGUCUAAGUCAGAACGUUGCUGAUAACAUGAUUCGUUCUAUCACAGUGGAUGAGAUCAAAUCGGCUAUCUUUGCUAUUGGUAAUGAUAAAGCUCCGGGUCCUGAUGGCUAUACAGCGGCUUUUUUCAAGAGGUCGUGGGAUAUUGUUGGUACGGAUGUUACAAAUGCCGUUAUGGAUUUCUUUAUUUCAGGUCGGUUGCUCCAGGAGAUAAAUCAUACCCUUAUUGUGCUUUUACCUAAAAUGACUACCCCUACUACGGUAAAAGAUUUUCGUCCCAUAGCUUGUUGUAAUGUUAUAUACAAGUGCAUCAGUAAAAUUCUGUCGGAUCGGUUGAAGGUGGCCCUUAAUGACAUUGUCAGUAUUAAUCAAUCAGCCUUUGUUCCUGGUAGGAAAAUAUCGGACAAUAUUCUUCUUACGCAGGAAUUAAUGCAUAAUUAUCAUAAAGAUUAUGGGCCUCCUAGGUGUGCGUUUAAGGUUGACAUCCAAAAAGCUUAUGAUACUGUGGAUUGGAACUUUCUUGAAGACGUCUUGCUGGGUUUCGGGUUCAACCAGAUGAUGAUUAAGUGGAUUAUGCUUUGUGUUGCCACUCCAUCAUAUUCAGGUUAUCAAGGACAAGAUGGUUCCUUUCAAAGAGGGAAAACUAAGGUUUCGUGGAAUUCUAUAUGUAAGCCGAAAUAUGAAGGAGGACUUGGGUUGCGAAGACUUCAAGAUGUUAAUAAAGCUCUUAUGGUUUCACAUAUAUGGAGCAUUAUUACCAAGCGGGAUUCUCUUUGGGUUCAAUGGAUAUACUCUAACAGGAUAAGGAAUACUAAUUUUUGGGAGCGUAGGAUUCCAUCAGUGUGCUGCUGGAGUUGGAGAAAAAUUCUCCAGUUACGACCAACUAUUAGGAAUUUUAUUUGGUCAAAACUUGGUGAUGGUGGGAUGACAUCCGCAUGGUAUGACCGUUGGUGUGAGUGCGGGCCUUUAGCCGGUUUCAUAUCUCCUCGUAUCAUUCAUGCAGCUGGGUUCUCCCUUCAUGAUUCGGUCAAGGAUGUUUGGGCGGAUGGUUCUUGGAAGUGGCCUACGGCUUGGCGAGAUUUAUUUCCGGUUUUGAUUCAGCUUGAUAACAUGCAGCUUAGCCCGAAUCGUAGAGAUCGAUUUCUUUGGAAAGAUGGGGAGAAAUCGUUUGAUCAUUCGUCUGCGUGUGUGUGGGAAUCUAUCCGAGCUAGGGAGACGGAAGUAGAGUGGGUGAAUGUGGUAUGGUUUUCUCAAUGUAUUCCUCGGCAUGCUUUCCUUAUGUGGCUCAUCAUGCGUAGGAAACUUUUGAAUCAGGAUAAAAUUCUACAAUGGGAUCUGUCGAGAAGAAAGAACAUGAACAUGAUGUGCUGCUUAUUGUGCUUAGAAAAUAACGACUCUCUCGAGCAUCUGUUUUUCGAAUGUAAGUUCUCGACUCAGAUUUGGCUCUCAGUUAGGGAUAAGGUGAAUAUGGGCACGGUUGAACCGAAGUGGACAGAUGUGAUGAAUUGGCUCUUAGCAAGAGGGGCGUCUAAAUCGGUUUUCAAUUAUUCUAGUCGCCUCAUAGUUGCAGCUUCAGCGUAUUUCAUUUGGCAAGAGCGUAACGCUAGACUGUUUAAAAAUCAAACGAGACCUCCAGAUAUUAUUACCUCUUUGAUUCUUCAGACAGUUCGAUACAAACUUAUGGGAGCGAAGAACAAGAGAAUGGAGAAAGUCAGACGCUUUCUAGAGCUGUGGGAUAUUCAUGAUGACGUGAUGCUUAACGACGCUGGCUAG